AUGAAGCUGCAAUGCCUCAACUGGAUUAUCCGUCGCGCUUUCCGACACGUAACAGUCACAUUCACAAUCACCGAGUACGCCAGCAUCGGAGCAGAUAGCUCACCGCUAGCGCUGCACAUUGAUGUCGUACAUACUGUAACCGGCGGAUUCAACGGUACAACUGAGAAGCGGACGCUCGACUGGAAGGCUUAUGCCCAAAAAGAUUACGUUUUCGGGACUCUUAGCGUCCGUAGCCGACUUAUUGGAGGUGUGGAAGAUGAGAAUGGCCAAGUUCGACCAGCACUUGAGCUGGACAUAACAAACUUAAAUCAAAGGAUGUACGACUUCCUGAGGGGGACAGUCUCUGCUGAGGGUGAGCACGAGGAAGGCUUUUUAGUCGAGGGGCCGCCGCAAAAAGAGAUGGGAGGUAGUCGUGGAAGUUGGUUGCAUACCGUCUCGCACAGUGAAGACCUAGGAUGGACUAUGGAGCAGGUAUGGGGCUUCGAAGCCAUUCGCGGCAAGCGUUACCACACACGGCGGGCUGUGGUUAUUAACAAAUUUGGUGAUUGUGCCAUGGGCCGGGUUGUAUACAAGUGGCAUAGUGAUAUUCGUGACAAAUAG
This is a messenger RNA of Aspergillus pseudotamarii, 600 nucleotides long. RefSeq lists its product as uncharacterized. Lineage: Eukaryota; Fungi; Ascomycota; Eurotiomycetes; Eurotiales; Aspergillaceae. The transcript has 3 exons. The record is from RefSeq and is a predicted model, not a curated record. The coding region runs from base 1 to 600 and encodes 199 amino acids.